This is a messenger RNA of Melitaea cinxia (Glanville fritillary), 5547 nucleotides long. RefSeq lists its product as uncharacterized. Bases 265 to 5256 code for a protein of 1663 amino acids. NCBI's taxonomy places the organism in Eukaryota, Metazoa, Arthropoda, Insecta, Lepidoptera, Nymphalidae. The transcript is spliced from 20 exons. Gene Ontology annotation, molecular function: serine-type peptidase activity; dipeptidyl-peptidase activity; RNA binding. The record is from RefSeq and is a predicted model, not a curated record. Gene Ontology annotation, biological process: proteolysis.
CAAGCCCUGCACCAAAACUUUUGGUGUUAUCUGUGCAAAAGGUGUAAAAUAUUAUCUAUGUACCGCUCCCUAAACAUUUUCAACAUGUCUACCCUUGUCUACCUGUGUAACUGUGUAAGGCUUUCGUUGUAAAUUUUUGCAAUUAUUAGUAAGCUUUCUUUCGAAAUAAGGAAAGAUUAAUAAUUGUUCUUUAGAUAUAGUGAUUAAUUUGCAUAAUUUAAGCGAUUUCUUGUUGUGAGGCUAACAAUCACAAAUUUCAUAAGAAUGCGUCGUAAGAGCGAACGCACCGCCAGUAAAAAAACAAAAGCCUCUCCAGAAAAGAAGGAAAAGGUAGAAAAGGUAAAGCGGACAAGAACUCGCCGCAGAAAACAGUCGUCGUCUUCGGAAAGUGAGUCCGCUGAAGAUAAUAUUCCAAAAGAGACCGUCUUGGUUAGUCAAGCAGAGACUACUAACGACCCGCCAAAACCCGCUAAAGAGGAGAGUCCCGAAGAAUCACAAGAGCAAGUAUGGCAAGUUAAAACAAGUGAUAGUUCAGAGGACGUUAAUGUAAUUAAAAAACUCAAAAUUUGCCUCACCCGACCGCCUUCGACGCCAGAAAGACCCGAUAGAUCUCCUAGAAGCAAAAGGAAGCAUUCCCGGGCAACGAGUUCAAGCGAUACUCAAAGUGUAGAAGGCGAGGAAAAAAAGAAGUCAAAACAUCGUUCAAAAAGGUUAACUGAAUCUAAAGAUGUUACAGAAAAGAGUCAAGAUAGUCAAGGCGAUGAAGCAGAGGUAUCGAUGCAAGAAACCGAACCUGAAUCUAAUGAAGUAAGUGAAAGUAUGCAACCAAAGAAAUCUGCUACAACUGACGACGUACCAAUGUCAACAACCAGCGAGGAAUCUAAGUAUGAUAAAGUAGAGUCAACUGAAACCGGCAAUGAUAAAGAUGAUGAGCAACAGUCUCAAGAGGAGUCUAAAAAGAAUGAUGAGUCUAAAGAUAAGGCAUCAGAUGCAGAUACCACAGUUGUAUCUCCAAAAUCAGAUGUGGACAAAGAUGAAGAGAGUAAAUGUUACAAAAAUGAGAGCCCUUUGAGAAAGAGAAGUAUGUCAGAAGAAAAAUCUGAAAUUUUAGAGUUACACGUAGAGGAAAGUCAAUGUGAAUCUUCAGAGAUGAAUUUCAAUGAAUCUCAGGGGGAAGUUGCAAAAGCCACGGUAGAUCAGGAUAAAGAUAUAAGUAGCGUGGUCUCAAAUGAGGUAAGUAUUAAUGCAAGUACAACUGAAAUUUCAGGGAAAUCGGGGUCUAAUGAGGACACAAUAAAUAUUAAUGAAAAUAAUGUUGUAGAGAGCACUAAAAGUAUAGAAUCAGAAAAGCCCACAUUAGUUCAAAUAGAAGUCAAUGAUGAAAUUGCCACUGAAAAUUCUAAAAUAAUUUGCGACCAGACCAAUACAAAAAUAGAUAUUGAUAGUGAUCAACAACAUAAUAAAUCUACGUUAGAAGAAACUGAUAAAAUUACUGUACAAGACAUUCCAAACAAAGAAAUUAUUAAAAAUGUAGUUGAUGAUGAAAGUAAAGAUAUUCCUGAACGUGAAACCACUAAAGAUGUUCCCAAUUGUAUUACUACUCAAGAUGUUCCUGAUAGUAUUACUGUUGAGGAGGUUUCUGAUAGUAAAAUAUCUCAUAAUAAAGCUGAUAACGUAACUGAAGAAGUCAGUAAUAAUAAAACUUUUCAAGAUGUCUCCAAUAGUGAAACUACUCCACAAAAGUCUAAUUGUGUUCAAGAUGUUAUAAAUGAUCAAAUACCUCAAGAUACUCUCAGUGAUCAAGUGACACCAUUGGUCUUUAAUAGAAAGAGAAGGUGGGGUUCACGGCCAAAAUUAUCAUCACAGAAAUCAAUAACUAUUUCUACUGAUAUUCUUAAGGAGAUAAUACCUGACGUUAAACCUACAGAGUUUGAUGAAGUCAUUGAAGAAAAAAAGCACAAGCGUGUAGAGGUGCCUGAUAUUAUUGAUAGACCAGUUUUACCGAAAAUUGUUAUUGACAAUACAGAUAAUGUGGAAAUUCCAAAGGAUCAUAAAUCAGAAGAACGAGAUAAAGAAAAUGUUAAAGCAAAAGAUACAAGUCUCGCAUCAAUGAGAAAAAUAUCUAUUGUUAAGGAUAGUGACAGUAUCAUAGCGAGACCACCGAGCCCACCAAAACAUAAACAGUCAAACAUUCUGUAUAUUACUAAUUUAGUAAGGCCAUUUACUUUGCCUCAGCUGAAAAAUCUAUUACAAAGAACUGGAAGAAUUGAGGAGAAUGGAUUCUGGAUUGACAGGAUCAAAUCAAAAUGUUUUGUGAAAUAUGAAACUGAAGAUCAAGCUGUUGAGACCAGGCAUGCUCUACAUGGAGUUACUUGGCCAGUGUCAAAUCCCAAGACACUACAUGUAGAUUUUUCAACAGAGGAAGAUUUUGACAAAGCUAAGGCUAAUGAAGAUACAGAUAAUGCUCAGGCUUCAACUAUUCCCGGUACAGUUGAAGAUUGGCUACGAGAGCAAGAUUUAAAGAGGGAGAAAGGAGAAGUGGAGAAACCAUGGGAAAGAAAAGCUUCAAUGCGUGAGUGGGAUGUGGGCAAGAAUGAGAAGAACAAGGAAGGUGGUCGACCAGAUAAAUUGAUAAGAGAUGAGAAAACAUUUGACAAAAGAAGGCACCGCUCUCCAGAAAGAAGCCCUGAACCAGCGAGGAAGUUCAAGAAGAAAGAGGAGGAGGCACCGGCCAAGUUAUUGGAUGAUUUAUUUAGAAAGACAAAAACAACUCCUUGCAUAUAUUGGCUUCCGCUGUCUGCGGAAACGAUAGCAAUAAAAGAGGAACAACGGCGACAACACAUGGCCGAGCACGAGCGACGGAUGCAGGAGUUGCGUCGAACGCACCGCAGACAUUAUCGCUUGAUUGAUCGAGGCAGACAUUUUGGAUCUCCGCAGUGGAAACGGCACCCUUCUAUGCGUCCCGCAGUCGGGUCUAAAUGUGCUGAAAUCGCUGAUUCGUCGCAUACCGUUGAAACAAAGCAAGUUUGGUUGGUGUGGGUGACGCUGGUUGCGGCGGCGAGUGCCCAGAAUCCAUUCACAUUGGAAGAGUUCGUUACGGGGCAGUUUUCGCAACGAGGUUUUAAUGGAACAUGGAUCUCUGAUACCGAGUUUACAUACACGAUAGCCGGGGAACCGGGCAUCUAUGUCUUUGACGUCCCAACCCUUACCGGCAGUGUGUUUGUGUCUGGAGAGUUGAUGAGUUUCCUGAACACCACCAGUCCUAUACUUUCGGCAGACAGACAAUAUAUUUUAGCUCCGAGUGAAGUAGAAUCAGUCUAUAGGUAUUCGACAACAGCGAGGUAUGCGCGCUAUCAAAUUUCGACAGGAGCCGUAACAAACGUCGCAAGCAAUCAACGUCUUCAGCUCUGCAUAUUCGGGGGUGGACAUUCCUUGGCCUACGUUUUGGAUAAUAACUUGUACUACCUCCCUGAAAACUCCAAUCAAGCUAUACAGAUCACUACUGAUGGCGUUCCAGGAGUUAUAUACAAUGGACAUACCGAUUGGGUUUAUGAAGAGGAUGUUAUGUACACUGGCCAAGCCACCUGGUUCUCUCCGGAUGGCAAUUAUUUAGCCUUUGCCAGUUUCGAUGACACUUUAGUAGAGACAUAUUCCUACUACUAUUAUGUGGACAAGACUGAUCCAGAUGACUUGUAUCCAGAACUAUAUGAUCUUAAAUAUCCUAAGGCCGGCCGUACAAAUCCAACUGUAAGGCUACGCGUCGUAGACUUAAGGACGGCCGCAACAAACCUUAAUUUUACUACCCUGGAAGCGCCAACCGAUGUCACUAAUGACCAUAUCUUGGGUGGAGUGACAUGGACCACUACUACAGAAAUAGCUGUACAUUGGCUGAACCGACGACAGAACUAUACUGUUUUGAGGAUUUGCAAUAUAGUUACAUCGCAAUGCGAGGUAAACCGUCAGCAGUCCAAUGGUUGGGUACCUAUCGCGCUACCUCAGUUCAGUGCAGCGGGAGACUUUUACGUGUCCACUCGCUGGUCCUUGGAACAGGCUGAUGGAAACAUAUGGAAGCACUUGUAUGUCAGUAUGAGACUCAAUGGAGAAAUCGUCUCUAGCUCCAUCACUCCUGGUGCUUUCACUGUGAACAACUUUGUGGGAAUGGAUGAGGCAAAUUUGGCAUACUACUAUACACGAACAGUGGCGGGUGCUCCAUGGCGCUCCCAGUUACAUGCAGCGGGCGCGCGUCCAGGUUGCCUGAGCUGUGACUUGGUACUUCCGGAUGGUGGGCCGUGUACCUGGGUCACUGCUACUGCCAGCCGCUCGGCUGCCUACAUCGCACUUACUUGCUCCUCCCCUGAUGAACCUUCUGCCACCUACAUCAUCAACCCCCUAAAUCGUACAACGUUACUUCUAUGGGAAAACAAUGGAAUAGUUCGAGAUCGUCUGGUCGGUAAGAGCAGGCCACAGAGCAUCAUUACGACGGUUCCUCUAGAGAACGGCUACCCGGCGCCCGUGAGGCUACUGUUGCCCCCCGGAUUGGACCUCAACAACACCACUAUGAAAUACCCCGUCGUUUACUUCGUUUAUUCUGGACCUGGAACUAACACCGUGUACGAUACUUUUACUGUUGGCUAUCAUUCUUACCUCACCACAAGCCGCAACACAAUUUAUAUGAUGGCGGACAGACGGGGAGCAGAACUCAACGGACAAGAUAUUCUGUAUUCCGUUAACAACGCGCUUGGAACAGCUGAAAUUGAAGAUCAUUUCGUGGUACUAAGACAAGUUCUUAAUCGCUACGGGUUCAUGGACCCCGACAGGGUCGGUAUCUUCGGCCAUAGUUAUGGCGGAUACGCAACGCUUCUAACCUUGGUCCAUGAUGACCAGAACAUGUUCCAGUGUGGUAUAUCCGGCGCGCCUGUCACCUCCUGGAUUUACUACAAUACAAUGUACACUGAGCGUUAUAUGGGUCUGCCGACUCCGGAGGACAACUUGUCCGGUUACCAAGCUGGGGACGUUACCUUGCUAGCUGAGAGACUAAGAGGGAAGCAGUUCUAUGUCAUGCAUGGUAACGCAGAUGAUAACGUUCACUACCAAAACGCUGCGAAACUGUUCACAAAACUGCAGCAAUUAAACAUACCAUUUGAUCAAAUGUCAUAUCCUGAUGAAGCUCACAGUUUGGCCGGAGUGAACAUGCACAGAUACGGUACUAUGAACCGUUACUGGGAAAAAUGCAUCGGUAUACCCGCCGAAGCCUAAUAUAGUUCCUAAAAACGUAGAUAUAUGUAUAUUCGAUUCUUUGUUUUGCUCAUGUUAGAAAACGAAUCGUUUUUUUUUUAAAUAUAGAAAUCACACUUAUCCUAUAAAUGUCGUAAUCACUAGUUAUUAAUGAGGCUAGUACGAAACUAGUUUUUGUUUAAAUAAAUGUUCCAUAUUACUGUCCUUGGAGACAAAUUGAACCGCGAAGUUUACUUUUACUUCCACGUCCAUUAAACGUAUUCUUUUAAUUUAGCAAUGUGUGUAAUAAAAAUAAUAAAAAACUUAUGUAAA